CCUAAUUGUAGCGGUCAAGGCGAGCGCAACCAUGCCCGCUCUCAGAUCGAUCCAGCACCGGCUCGGACGGCAUUCCGUUAUCUGUCUCUUCCAAAAUGGCCUAGGCCAGAUCGAAGAGCUCAACGAGCGCCUAUUCACGGACCCGCUGACACGACCGACAUACAUGUUUGGCAUUAUGCGCCAUGGGGUCUACAUAAAAGCGCCGUUUGAAGCCGUGCUGGCGGGGCUGACCGGAUCAUGCGCUCUGGGGAUCGUCAACGAUGGCCAGCAGGCAUCCUCAUCAUUAUCAUCUCCAUCAACAGCAUCUGCCCAAUCUCGAUUUCUCAUCGGCCGGCUGGUCGAAGCACCGAUCGUCCGAUGUUCCGAAAUGCCGUGGAUGGAGCUCCACCAGGCCCAACUGCUGAAACUGGCGACCAACUGUGUGGUCAAUCCAUUGACGGCACUGCUGGAUGUGCGGAACGGCUCGCUGUUAGCUGACCCCGAGCUGCAGGAGAUGCAACGUCAGCUUCUCCAGGAGAUCUCGCUGGUGUUCCGUCGUCUUCCGGAGCUUCAGGGUCUACCCGACGUGCAGGAACAAUUUUCCGUGGCCAGACUCGAGGAGCAAUUGAUCGGGAACAUCGAGAAGACGGCCAGUAAUUCCAGCAGUAUGCGCGAAGAUGUGCGGGCAGGUCGAGCCACGGAGAUUGCGUUCAUCAAUGGAUGGAUAGUGCGACGGGGCCAGCAACUGGGGCUGGAAUGUCCUACAAAUCGGUGCCUGACCCAGCUAAUCCUGGCUAAGACUAGCCAAGGGCGCUAAGCCGGCGAGAAAUUGGUGUGGAAAGGGGACACUGGGUCCAAAACAAAACAAGCAUAAGCCCCCCAGCAGGCUGAAAUGGUCCACAGUCCGUUUUCAGUCUGCGGUAUCAGGGUUAGACCAGCAAUAGACAGUACACCGGUAGUCGC
Molecule: messenger RNA, 942 nt
Organism: Aspergillus costaricaensis CBS 115574
Lineage: Eukaryota; Fungi; Ascomycota; Eurotiomycetes; Eurotiales; Aspergillaceae
Product: ketopantoate reductase family protein
Exons: 1
Coding region: 32-796 (254 amino acids)
Biological process (GO): pantothenate biosynthetic process
Cellular component (GO): cytoplasm; mitochondrion
Molecular function (GO): 2-dehydropantoate 2-reductase activity; NADP binding
Source: RefSeq, a predicted model, not a curated record